UGCGGAGCGCGUCACAGGGGAAGAGUAUAAAUCCAUCUUCAUUCCAGCUCUCCUUGGUAAACCGAGCUGCUCCUGUUAUGUGGACUGCAGACCAUCUGUCUCGAAGCUACUCGGCGGUAUAUCCAUAUCUGUUCCCUGACUGGCUGCAACAUUUUCGAUACAUUAAGGACAAGAACCCAGGAUUAAACAGUGUUAAGUUAUACUGCUAGGAAGGAGGCAAGGUUUUUUAAGCUCCGCGCCAAGUUUGGAUUCCUGCACCCAUAGUACUCACCUGCCUUGCUCAUAACUCUCACAUUUCCACGGUUGGAUUUAACGUUUGCCACUGUAAGAGAAGGAGUUGGGCUGCACAACUUAGAAGUGACAACCUUAAUCAGCCUUGCACUGAAGCCAUCACUUAGCCUCAGCUGUCCUGUGUUUGUGUCCCUUACUGUGCUCCCGGAGCCAGCUGCUGUUACAGGAGCCUGAUGUCUUCAUCUGAUUCCCCGCAGUUGUUGAGUGUAUGCAUUUCUCAGAUUUCCACUCAGGACUCGUGAGCAUCAUCGACUGCCUUCACGAUAUCAUAGUAGAUUGCUAAGCUUGAUCCGCAAGGGCCUCUUCUGCUACUAGACUUAAAACCAUAAAGUGCUAAGGAGCGGAUAUUUGGAAUCAGUGGCAUCCAAUUCUAUAAUAAUGUUUAGGAAAGGGGUCUCAGCUGAAGGAUACUUGUGGAAUACUUGCGCUGUGUAAAUCAAAACCGAAGGGCUUUUUUAAUGAAUUUUGGUCCAGGUCUUCAAAAUUAAUGUCUCUUUUCGGUCUGAAGAGACCACAUACAAGGUCCCUCAACUGGAAGCCCAUCUAAGAUGAAGUUAUGGGAUGUUUUGUCUAUGUGCACAUUGCUGCUGAGCAUUGUAGGGUCAACUCCUCUUCCUCAAAGCUGGCAAGCAUCUGGUAAGAAACAAUUCCAUUUGGAAGACAUCCAGCAGGAGCCUUCUUCCGUUAGAACAGUUCUGGCAGAUCACACCCCCAGCCUGGAUCCCAUCCCUGUGGAAAGUGAAUCAAUAGACGGUAUGCUUGAAGAUGAACAGUUUGAAGAGGUGGUGGAGUUCAUUCAAGCCACAAUCAGGCGAGUGAGAAGAUCUUCAGAGAGACGAAGGACUCCAAACCAUCAGAAAGGAACACGGCAGAAGGACAUCAGCAGCAAAAGGGGGCACGCCCCCAAGGGCAGACGCAGCAAAGGCUGUGUUCUCAAGGAAAUACACCUCAAUGUAACAGACCUCGAACUUGGUUACCACACCAAGGAAGAACUGAAGUUUAAGUACUGUAGCGGGUCCUGUGAUGCAGCAGGUACAAUAUAUGAUAGAAUUCUAGCCAAUCUGUCCAAAAACCAGAAAUUUAUCAAAGACAGGGUAUGGCCAGAGGCAUGCUGCAGGCCGAUUGCUUUUGAUGAUGACCUUUCUUUUCUUGAUGACAACCUUAUGUAUCACACCUUGAAGAAACACUCCGCAAAAAAAUGUGGCUGCAUUUGAACAUGCAAGGAAUGAGUCUGUUUUUUCUCAGCAAUUGGAAUUAUUGCAGUCCUUUGUAGUGACAAAUGAAGAGGAAACUACUCCCACAGAAAGCUCCUAUAAGUGGAGAGAGGGGUCAGAUUAAGGAUAACAGUGAAGGCACAUCCAGGUACAUGGCCUAUAUAUAGGUCACUGAGGCAGAAAGUGCAGAAGCAGACGUGGUGCUUUAGUUUCAGAUAAAGUGAAAUGUGCCUGGAAGUUGUAAUGUACACUCAGGCUCAAAGGUCAAGACUUUGCAUCAUUAAAUCUAUCUAUGGCCUAUUACUAAUAAUAGUUCAGAAUCCUUUCUCAUUUAACUCGAAAACACAACAUAUUGCAUUAUAAUUUCAUACAUUCUUGGAUGUAAUCCUAUUUUCCAAAUCCAAGAAUAUAGCUGCCAACAUUGACCUGGUUGACAGAUACUUUCAUUUCCACAUUGGUUAGAACUAUAUGUUAGAAAUGGCAUGCAAUAUGAACUGUAUGUGUCACCUGCUGAAACUGAGAUAUUGGUUAAUAAUAUUCACUUUAAGUAGUUUUCAUACAGGUCUUGAAAAGAGUGACAAUUACUGAAUGUGGCAUUUUCGGGCCUCUUGGGGUAGAAAGCCCAUACCAAAAACGUAAACUAGCUAUGAGAUAUAUAUAUACAAAGCUGUUUCAGUUUGCAAAGUGAUUCUGUCCCAUUCACACAAUAUACAUCAUGCUUGGUCAAUGAGACUGAACAGCCUACUAGAUGCAAUGCAUCCCUUCAGAUUCAUAAUUAUAUAAGAGAUAUUUAUUACAAUUUAAUUAACUUAUUGUUAUUUAUUAGUAUCCUUUGAUGAAGACAUCGUUUACUUAUUUAUUUUAAGUUUCUGUCAAAAAAGGUGCCAAAGUGGAACAUGCAUGCAUGCUACUCAAGGAAAAAAAUAAGAUGGGAACAAGACAGAAGUCCACAUUUAUGGAAGUAUUAAUGUUUAUAACAGAAAAAAAAAAUCACUUGCUUUACCUUUCUAAUGACCCUGUCCACUGUUCUACUUGUUAACAAGUCAAUAGCUGCUUGUGUUUUAGAUACCUCUUUAUUUUUACUUUGCUAAGUGGACCUCUCAUCAUUAAUUGCUGUGAGCAUAUAAAACCUUCCUAUUUCAUCCCUGGAUUUGUGUUUGAUAAAUGGAAUUGUUAAUUUUUUACCAUUAGCAUACUGAAGAUGCAAUUUGUUUAACAUUACAGCUUCAUUAUAGAAGCACUAAAUCUUGAUAAUAAAAUAUACAGAUUGGUCUGCUGAAUUCUGUGUUGUUUAGAAAUCAAAACAUGUAUAAUUAGUAGUAUAUUUUAAUUACAAACAUUCCCAAAUCUUAUUUUGCCAGAGAACUUAACUACAGACAAUAAAUAUCAUAUAAAUAUUUUAAUUUCAGUGAGAAGUGACCUUGCGUUCUGAUUAAUAUAAAAGGAAUACAGGGCUAUCAGUUGCUAGAAAAAUAUAUAAAUCCCUUGCUCCUGUUUUUUCUAGGAUGACUUAUUGUAUGUGCCAUUGUCCAAAGUGAGCUGUUAUUUUUUUAGGCAUUUCAAAGCAAAAUUGUGCUGGAGAUUGUUAUUAUAAAACAGCAGAUCUUGUAGUACAAUUAUGCUGUUAAAUGUCAGAAUAUAUAGCAUUUGUUUAGAUAUAUGAUCCUUGAAUCCACCAAAGAUUUGAUAAACCAAAGAUUUCUGGUGUGUGUGUGUGUGUGUGUGUG
This is a messenger RNA of Protopterus annectens (West African lungfish), 3232 nucleotides long. RefSeq names its product glial cell derived neurotrophic factor (gene GDNF). Gene Ontology annotation, biological process: positive regulation of branching involved in ureteric bud morphogenesis; negative regulation of neuron apoptotic process; peripheral nervous system development. The transcript is spliced from 3 exons. The record is from RefSeq and is a predicted model, not a curated record. Gene Ontology annotation, molecular function: receptor tyrosine kinase binding; glial cell-derived neurotrophic factor receptor binding; growth factor activity. The coding region runs from base 840 to 1505 and encodes 221 amino acids. NCBI's taxonomy places the organism in Eukaryota, Metazoa, Chordata, Ceratodontiformes, Protopteridae.